Drosophila navojoa is the source of this 500-nucleotide messenger RNA. RefSeq lists its product as uncharacterized. NCBI's taxonomy places the organism in Eukaryota, Metazoa, Arthropoda, Insecta, Diptera, Drosophilidae. The record is from RefSeq and is a predicted model, not a curated record.
AUGCGUGGGCAAGCCUCUCGACCUGUUUGCUCAACGCCCUUCUAUGCCCAGUCCACAGAACCACCUGAUGAACGCCGUGGUUUGCUGAUGUCCAAGCGGAGUAUGCCAGGCUUGGGACGACGCGGCUCGGCGGCUGGUGUGCUGCGCAUGGAGUCGGCCGAAUCCAGCGCUGCGUUGGCCAUCGAUGGCUCCGCGUUGUCCGUCGACUGGCUAUGCAUGGUCGGCUUGGUUGCUCUGGCGAAUUCACUGAGUGCCGCGCACACGUCCGCUGUGCAGCGCCAACGCGAACGUACUAUAUCCCUGUCCUGGUCGAGGGAAGCAACAAUUACGCGCCCAGUCGACAGCCGCAGCAGCAGCGAAAAUAAAAUGUGAAUUAAACGCGUCGACGUUGGCGUUGAAGCCACGCAAUAAAUGUGAAUGUGAAUGUGCCAGUGAAUGUGCGAAUGUGAAUGUGAAUGACGUUGGCAGAAGCACAGGACACAACAGGACACGUGGCACUU